Messenger RNA from Salvia miltiorrhiza (redroot sage), 1262 nucleotides. RefSeq names its product transcription factor MYB26-like. The record is from RefSeq and is a predicted model, not a curated record. Bases 155 to 1096 code for a protein of 313 amino acids. NCBI's taxonomy places the organism in Eukaryota, Viridiplantae, Streptophyta, Magnoliopsida, Lamiales, Lamiaceae. The transcript is spliced from 3 exons.
CUCUCAGAUACUAUACAUUUCUCUCCAAUAAUAUUCCCUCUGCACACCAACCCUCCUCUCUCUCUCUUAUAUACUCCAUAUAUAUAUAUAAAGCCUGCAGUCUGUCAUCAGCUGCGAUUCGGAGAAAUUAAGGAUAUAUAUAUAUAUUAAAGAAAUGUCGCAUCACAGCUGCUGCAACAAACAGAAAGUGAAGAGGGGGCUGUGGUCUCCCGAGGAAGAUGAGAAACUCAUCAACUACAUCUCCACCUACGGCCAUGGCUGCUGGAGCACUGUCCCAAGACUCGCAGGAUUACAAAGAUGUGGCAAAAGCUGCAGGCUGAGAUGGAUCAAUUACCUACGCCCUGAUCUCAAGAGAGGCAAUUUCACCCCACAAGAAGCUGCCCUCAUCAUCGAGCUCCACAGACUCUUGGGAAACAGAUGGGCUCAAAUAGCCAAGCAUCUUCCGGGAAGAACAGACAAUGAGGUCAAGAACUUUUGGAACUCGAGCAUCAAGAAGAAGAUCAUGGCCCAUCACAACAUGUCUUCUUCUGCAUUGAUCUCUUCUUCCAACCUCCAGCAUCCUAAUCUCAUCAUCCCAAAUCAUCCACAAAUCGACCAAAUUAUAAUCCCCAAUUCCCAGAUGGAGCAAUUAGGGUUCCAAAUUGAUCCCAAUUUGACGACCUACGCCCCCAAUUUAGCCCUAAUUCAUCACACUUCAGCCCAUAAUAAUUCACUCGAUUCAUCGGUUUCCGAUCUUCAAUCGUGGAGUAGUCAAGCUCUGAAACAAGAUAACGGCGCCGUGCUCGGAUACGACGGCGGUUACGAUCAGGAUUCGGCCUUGCUCGACGCUUUGAUGCCGGAGCUCGCUGAAAUGGCCAAAGGGCUUGAGUUUGGGGUUUCUGCAAAUGCUGCUGCUGCUUCGCAAAUUGAAGAUGGGCUUGAUUCGGGCUUCGGGCCUCUCCACCCCAACCAUAUCAAGAACAUAUCGUCGCUCAUGGCGUCGUUCGUGCCCCCACCGCUCCCCGCCGCCGCGUCGCUGCCGCCGGUGACGUACCUGCCUCCGCUUCCCGGCUCUUUCGUGAGUCCUUCGAGCUGGGGAAUCAACCAUGGUGAUUGAUUGAUUGAUUGAAGCUUAGAGGAAUUAUUUAACUUGCGUUGAUGGUUAUGAUUGUGUUGAAUUCUUCUAUUGAGUAAUUGUAAUCUUCUGCAAGAAAAAUUCGUAAUUUAAUAUUCAUAAUGUAUGUAAAUUAAUUAUGUGUUGCAUUAAGAUUUUAUAUUCUGCA